Dentiscutata heterogama is the source of this 832-nucleotide messenger RNA. The record is from the annotation of a GenBank genome assembly. NCBI's taxonomy places the organism in Eukaryota, Fungi, Glomeromycota, Glomeromycetes, Diversisporales, Gigasporaceae.
AUGGUUUCUUCAAACAUAAAACUUCUUUAUCAUCCAGAAUACUAUCAUGGUGAUGGUAUUGAAAAAAAUUUUUUCGAGGGUUGGUAUUUUAAAACAGUAUCAAAAGACAAUAAUGAAACAUUUAUCGUAAUACCGGGAAUUUACCGUGCACCUUCGAUCACAAACGACAAUGAAUCCCACGCUUUUGUAAUGGUCCUUCUUUCUGGAUCUGAUUGUCUAUAUUAUCGAUAUGAAGUUAACGAAUUUGAAGCGAGUUCUAGUUCUGAUAUGGAAUUUUAUGUAAAGAUCGGGGAUAAUAAAUUUCAAAAAAGUGGCAUAACACUUGAUCUCCCUUCUUCACGACUAAUAAAGCCUACUGAUAAAGAAUAUGAAGAAUAUUCAGAUUUAUUAGUUAACGAUUGGGUUAAUAUAAUCAAUUUUAGGUCAUCAAAUCAAUUAAAUGCCGAAUCGCAACUAGUCACUUCUCCUACAUUGAAACAAGAUCUUUUGAAAAACGUCGUUCGUCAUAGAUUUAUUUCAUAUUGUGUACAAGGACAAGUUUCUUUUGAUAAAAUGGUACCUUUUCCCUCCACAUAUACAUCUCCAAGUGUUAUGGGACCCUUUGCCUUCAUUCCUUCCUUAGAAUGUAAUCAUGGAAUUUUAAGUAUGAAUCAUAGAUCUCAAGGUAAUAUAGAGUUUACAAAUGAAGAGAAUAAAGAUGAUUUCAAAAAAAUUAUUUUUGAGAAUGGAUGCGGAUAUAUAGAGAAAGAUUGGGGCUUUGAUUUUCCUCAGUCAUAUAUUUGGGGACAGACUAAUAAUUUCAUGAAUGAGGAUGGGUCUUCAAUAUUUGUAA